AUGUAGUAUAAUAUUAUUGAAUAAAAUAAAAUAGUAGUGAACGUAGUGGAUCCUAAAAUUAAUUAAAAUCAAGAUGAAUUUGUAAUGUACAAUAUUGAAGGAUAAGACAAUCAAGGAAAUUUUUAGAUUUAACAUCGUUUUAGUGAGUUUUAUUAAUUAAGAUCAUUGCUCGUACAAAAAUGGUAAUACUGUUAUAUACCUUCAUUACCUCAAAAAGUAGUUCAAGUAAAUUUAAUUUCUUAAUAAAAAAUAGGGAAAUUUAAGCUUGUAAUUGAUUUAUCAAAGGUUAGUGAUGCUCAAUCAUUUUAUGAAAUAAUUAUCUCACUUUUAAUUUUUGUGGUAUUCUAAUGAAGUUUAAAUAUUUUUACGAUAACAAUAAAUUCAGGAUAGUAAUUCUAAUGAAUAGCAAAAGAACUAUGCGGAUGUAUUGAUAUCAACGUUUCCAGAUUUUGCAGAAAAUGCAAUAGAUUAAGAAAAUGAAACAAAAAUUGAAUAGUUUUUUCUUUUUAUCUAAAAUGCCACUCCAAUUCUCCAAAAUUACAGGGUCAACAUGAAAAAUAAAAUAAAUAUUAGGUAAGAUUUAACAAUAAGUAGCAAAAAUUACUUUGAAUAAAUGAACAUAUUUAAAAACUUUUUUAUACCAGAAUAUGAGGUAAUUUUGCAAAUAAAUGUUGAAAAUUAAAAUAUCUACUAACCAAGGAAGAUAUUUGAAGAUGAUGAAAAUAAUUGUGAUUUGAGUGAAAAUCAGAAGUAAUUCUAUAUCAUGUAUAUUUAGAUUAAAAUUGAAUUGAAUGAAUUUAAUGUAAAAUAAUAUUUAAAUUUAAUAGGUUUUAAAUGAGUUAAUUCAAAAAAGAAAGGAAUUGCAACUAGACAUUUAAUCUCUGAAUGAGUAACUAUAAAAAUAAGUUAAUUAUGUUUCUGAAACUUAAACUAAUGGGUUAAAUAUAAUCAUGAAGUUUAUCACUACAAAAGAAGAAGAAAUAGAAAAAUCAUUGAAUAAAUUGAAAUAAGUGAAUUAUUUUAAUACUUAAAUAGCUGGAGAAAGAGUUGACAAUAAAAGUUUAGAUCUUCAAUCUAAUUACCAAUAAAUUAGCUUCAGAUGUUCAAUUUUUGAAGUAGAUAUUUUUAGAAAAUUAUCAAAAUGUAGUCAGGUAAAUGAGUAGAUUUUUUAAACAAAAUGCUCAAAAAGUAUUAAUCAUAUUCAUUUUUAGAGUGUUUCUUAUUACUAAAACCUAUUAUAAUAAUUAGAAAAAUAAGGUCUUUGA
Paramecium octaurelia is the source of this 1265-nucleotide messenger RNA. The record is from the annotation of a GenBank genome assembly. NCBI's taxonomy places the organism in Eukaryota, Ciliophora, Oligohymenophorea, Peniculida, Parameciidae.